This is a messenger RNA of Diospyros lotus (date-plum), 1945 nucleotides long. RefSeq names its product protein ALTERED XYLOGLUCAN 9. Gene Ontology annotation, cellular component: Golgi apparatus. Gene Ontology annotation, molecular function: acetyltransferase activity. The record is from RefSeq and is a predicted model, not a curated record. Gene Ontology annotation, biological process: carbohydrate metabolic process. The transcript has a single exon. Bases 359 to 1417 code for a protein of 352 amino acids. Lineage: Eukaryota; Viridiplantae; Streptophyta; Magnoliopsida; Ericales; Ebenaceae.
AAGCCCAGAAGCAUCUCUCCGUCUUUCUCUCUCUCUCUCUCUCUCUCUCUUGUUUUCGCUGCUCCAUAGCCGUCAUCACUCCCCACCACCAUACUCGCUUCGGUCCCAAGCCAAUUUCCUGCAACAAACCCAAAUCUGCCGCCAAAUAUGAUCCCUCUUCUUCUCCUCCUCCGCUCAUGGUUUCCAUCAUUCCAUCCUUCUGAAUCCGCUUGACGACAAAAUUCGCUUCUCUUUUCUAACAAUCGGCAACUCACAGUGUCCUAGCCGAACCCAGAUUCCGAACUCUCAAUUUUCCUGUCUUUCUAUCAGAUGUGAUCUUCCUCUUCCACAAUCCACGAAGAGGCAGAGAGAGAGAGAGAUGUUGGGGGCGCUCCAACUGGGCGUAUUGGCCGCUUGCGUGGUGCUCUUCGUGCCGAUGGGAAUGGCCGGGUGGCACCUCAGCCGCAACAAGAUGCUCUUCUUCAGCGGCGCCCUCUUCAUCACUCUCGCCGUAGGUGUCCAUCUCACUCCCUACUUCUCGUCAAUUUCCAAUCUCGUUUCCUCCUUUUCAUCCGUCGUAGUUCUAGAAAAUCGCGAAUCCUGCAUCUCUCUACUCCACAAGAUCGUCUUCGAUGUUGAAACUUUGAGCAAUGCGUCCGAUUCUGAGGGUUCUUGGACCUGGGCGGCGGCUUCGCCAGUCGCCGCGUGUGAGUUUCAGAAGCUGGGUCUGGCCGAUGCGUCGGAUCUGCUAAACGGGUCGUGGGUGGUCGUGGCCGGUGACUCACAGGCCAGGCUGGUUGUGGUGUCUUUGUUGGGUUUGGUUUUGGGGAAAGAGGAGAUGGGUUCUGUCCGGGGAGAUCUGUUCAAGCGGCACAGCGAUUAUCAGAUUGUGGUGGAUGAGAUUGGGAUGAAGUUGGAUUUUGUCUGGGCGCCUUAUGUAUCCAAUUUGACCAGCUUGAUGAUGGAUUUUAAGGUGAACAAUAAUUACCCUGAUGUUUUGGUGAUGGGAGCAGGGUUGUGGCAUGUAUUACACGUGACCAAUUCAUUGGAUUAUGGAAUCUCAUUGCGGUUACUGAGGCAGUCGGUGGUGUCAUUGCUCCCGGUUUCGCCGGAACUGGGGACUGGCGGGCCUGUAACAAGAUCCCCCCAUUUGUUUUGGCUGGGGAUGCCUGAGCUGAUAAACUCGAUGUUGAAUACGGAGGAGAAGAGGGAGAAGAUGAAGGAUGAUGUGCUGAAUGCUUACGAUAGGGAGCUUCAUGGAAGUAAGCUCUUGCGCCAAUCCGGUGGCCCUCUCCUCUUGCUGGAUACGCGUUCUUUAAGUCAGAAAUGUGGAGAACAGUGUACAAUGGAUGGGAUGCACUACGGUGGAGUUGUUUAUGAGGCUGCCGUUCAUGUCAUGCUCAAUGCCUUGCUCAUUGAGUCUCAUCAGAGGCUAUGAUAUAGUACUUUUGUUUCGCUUUGGCCUAUGCGGCACUAACCCCUUUCGAGGACAUAGAAGGGUACCCUGUCAAAGUCUUUGCCCGAGGUUGUUUCAAUCCUACAUACAUGAUUUUAACCAGGUUCUCCCAUUGGCUUUAAUUAACUCCUCUGUACUGAAAAGUUUUAGAUAUAGUUUCAAAUUGAGGGAUAUUUUUUCCUUUUUAUCCUCAAACUCUGUUAUUGUAUUGAGUAUCAAAUAGUCACACAUGUAUUGUAUGGAGCAAGCCGCUCAUGUUUGAUAUCCAAUUUUGAGGUGAACACAUAUGAAGUUUUAUAUGAAUAUUUUGGUACAUGCUUUGUAGUUUCAGAGAAGAGAAACAGAUCUUGUUGCAUCAUCCUUGCCUGAGAUGUCAAAUUCCAUUUAAAUACCAGUGGCACGUCACUUCUCAAACAGAAAAUGACCAAAAAAAGAAAAACUUCAAUGUUUAAGUAGUUGUAUUUCUGCAAGUAUUUGAUUCUUCCCUUUUUCUUUUCUUGGCAAGAAAAA